Molecule: messenger RNA, 5093 nt
Organism: Conger conger (European conger)
Lineage: Eukaryota; Metazoa; Chordata; Actinopteri; Anguilliformes; Congridae
Gene: tmem65
Product: transmembrane protein 65
Exons: 9
Coding region: 477-1298 (273 amino acids)
Biological process (GO): cardiac ventricle development; regulation of cardiac conduction
Cellular component (GO): mitochondrion
Source: RefSeq, a predicted model, not a curated record
CUGGGGCGUGUAUGUUACCUAGCUAUUGCUAUGCUACUAGAAACGAGUGUACUAGAGGUUGGUUUACGUCGAAGCCACAUUGCCCAUUGAUGUCGGGACGGAGUCGGAAAAAAGUGUAUCUCGAAACCAGCAGUUGAGCACAGUGGGGGGAAACUACGAUCCAGGGAAUUCGGAAAGACAGUAACUGCAGGCCACUGCUACGAGACUAACCGGGAAAAAGGAGACCUCGCACACACCAGUGGAAAGAAGUGUUCAUAAUGAGAAAUGUUUCCAAUUGACUCAAUUUUUUCACAUCGGUACUGUUUUGUGGGGUCGAAGGAGACUUAGCAUUUUUAUGGAAGACCCUAAUCGUAAACGAACAUAUCCGUAACUGAUAUAGCUUUAAUAUUACGACUUGUAUGGAAAUAUGACAUUUGUUACAAGAACCUGCUCCUGAGUGAGGUUUACCGGUCCAGGGAAACUUUUAUUUUGCCACAAUGCUGCUGCCAUGUUUGCAAAGAGCUCUACGACCCACCCUCACGCUGAGUACGAGGCUAGCGUUGGGAAAGGUCUGCGUUAAACCACCCAUGGUUCGCAAGCCUCUGUCACCGGCGCUGUUGAUGCAGAGCAGUGACUUGGGCACACAUUCAACCAGGGAACCAAUGGAGCCGCUUCACUCGCCGCAGGGGGCAAGGGAGUUCAUUUAUAGCCUUCACCCAACGGAACGUUCAUGCUUACUGAAAGAACUCCACCGUUUUGAAUCUAUAGCCAUUGUCCAAGCCUCUAAGAAAUCACGGUACACCCGAGGUGCUCCCGGCGAGCAGCCCCCAGAGGAAGAGCCACGUGCCGGCCCCGCCGCCGACGGACAGAGUAUUAAGCAGUGUGAACAACUGGACAUGGCUCCUCCCACUACUGCUCAGCUAAGAUACGUGCUUCUGCACAAUGCGAUCCCCUUCGUCGGGUUUGGCUUCCUUGACAACGCCAUCAUGAUUGCCGCAGGGACGCAGAUAGAAUUAUCCAUUGGAGUGGUCUUCGGAAUAUCAACCAUGGCAGCGGCUGCCUUGGGGAACCUGGUUUCUGAUCUGGCUGGCCUGGGUCUUGCAGGGUAUGUGGAGGCUCUGGCCUAUAGGCUGGGCAUGCAGAUCCCUGACCUCAGCCCCAAACAGGUGGACAUGUGGCAGACCAGGGUCAGCUCCCAUAUGGGAAAGGGCAUCGGAGUCACCAUCGGCUGCCUCCUGGGCAUGUUCCCCUUGCUCUUCAUCGGGGACGACGACGAUGACGAGGACAAGAAGAAGGAGGCCCACCCCAGCAGCAACUGACACUGUCACCCGCAGGCCGGCGGAUCUCUUCAUGCGUGAAAAGCCACGCUCGGACCGAUCCGCCACAAACUGUUGUGCGUUUACUAUAGCAUAGCUAGCCUCUCUGCUCCACGGGAGACCUGCACACGGUAUGAUAUCAACACUAAAGGCAUAACCCGCUGACAACGCCAUCGUCUGAACUGCAUUUCAGAAGCCUACCUUCAAAUUUACCAGAACCCACCAGCUGCUGUAUCUGCUUCUUGGGGCUAAGCCUACAGUAUGUUUGUGCCGUCUUAUAUUUUGACAGUUGGUUUUCCCCUUGCUUUCAGCAGAUGGAGGGGGCCAUUGCAGUCACAUCACAUUUCCGCAACCUCAUUUUAGAGCAUCUGAAACAUAUUCUGCAUUAUCUGAAGAUUUCUGCACACUGUCACCAUAAGCACUGAUUUUUUUGUGUUACCCUCACAGUAGCAUCACACUGAAUCUCAGUGCACUUCCUUCUAAGGUCCUGGGUGUGCUCUAUAGUCCAGUUAGUGUGCAAUCUCUCAUCGAUGGUGUUUUUAGGCUCAAGUGGGUCUUCUGGUGUUUUAUGUAGUUUUGUGUGGUGUUGCAUACUCCUUAGAGAACUUUGCUGCAAGUCAGAACAUUAUAGGAAUAGAUCUGUGGUAGGGUAUAAUUUGGAUCCACAAAGAUAGUUAACCUGAGGUAUUCUGUAAUACCUCACUGUAUAGUUGUAUGAAACCUAAGGGAAAUUGUGUAUUCAUGACUCAUUUGGGAUUGACUUGGCACUGUUUUUGGAGUUGUCUCCAUUUUAUUAUUUUUUGUCAUUACAAAAUAUUUCCCCAGUGUUAAGCCUUGGUUUUGUUAAUAGUCCUGCAAAGUGCGCAAACACACAGGUUAGUUUAUACAUGUACAUGUAUAUCCUGAGGGACUGAAAGCUUACCAUCUUUUUAAAUGUUGUUCAAGAGAGAAUGGAGAAGUAAGAAUAUUCUUAAUGAGUUUUUAUGGAACUUGAUUGAAGCCCAAAAGCUGGGAAAUGUAGGAAAUAUCAUUUUUAGAUUUGCCUUUGUGUUCUGUCACAAGCAUACCAAAAGGGAUGAUGUUUUAAGACUGGUUCUUAGACAUUUUAUUGGGACCUAGAAAUAUUUGUUUAUUGGGAUCUAGAUGAGAAAUGUAGUGUCUUUCAGGGACCCAUAAAAAUACACAUCCAGUACUAGCAUAGAUAGCCUAGCGGACACACAUUCUGGAACUCACCUCACACACUCCUACCACCAAUUUUGGGUCCCAACAUAGUUUAGGAAACCCUGUUUUAAGAACAUGCCCUUAAUAAUUAAUUUUUUUUGGUCUGCUUAUAAACAUUUUAAUAUUAUGCAGGAAAAAAUAUUUAUUAUGUUAGUGCAGAUGACACUUUGUGUUCUCAGUGUGCAUAUGGAAGGAAAAAGCUGUAUAUUUCGCACAGAAUUCAGUCUUAUCAUAGGAGUUCUCAUUUGGAAAAUGCUUAAAUUACUCUGCGAUUGCAUAACUGUUCUGGUUUGAGGCAGGUCGAAAAAGGACUAAACCUGUCAUUCAUUUUGUCCAUCUGCCACAUUAUCCAACAUUGGAUCAAGUCAUUAUAUCGUGUCUGCUUGAAAAAAGUGUAACCGGCAAUACCUUUUCUUUUGAUUGGUCUUGUUAGUCCAGACUUUUAAGGACAUCUUCUGGACUAGGGGUGCGCACCAGGGGUGCUCAACUCCGGUCCUGGAGGGCCGGGCAAACUGGUUUUUGUUCCAACCAAUUACCUUAAUUUAUUUUUCUGACACCUCUAUAAAAGAUGUUGGUUCACUCCUAUACUUGAGCACAGUAAAAUCUUUUGGAUACACUUGCAGUCUGCGGCUGUAGCUGGUGCAUAUGUCUGAUCAAGACAUUAAUUAGCUAAUUAAAUCAUUAAGAGCUAGAGUUAGCUCUAGUUAGCACAGGAUCCUGAAGCAGAUCGGCCCUUGCUGUACACCCCUGACUUAGCCCUUUAACAAUGAAAUGGCUUAGUCAUCCAAGAGCAGAACUGGUACUGAACAAUGGCAGACCAGUUCAGACCAAGUAAAGGUGUCAAACCCCCACUCAUGGGCUCUAGCAUAUGAACAUUCAAUAAGAGGACCCUCAACAUGCACACUGCGCUACAAGUUGAGACCCUGCACCCUUUGUAAGAGUAUGCAGAUGAAACCUGUGAAUAUUGUUGGUGAGAAAGUGGUUCACAGUCAGUACACAAACCCACAAGUCUUGAGCAUGUCGCCUUGUCUGCAGAUCUGCAAUUAUUUUGCCUUGUUUAUCAUUGUGUAUAGAAAUACUAACUUGUUCCUGAAUGAUACGAUUUGAAGGUUCUCAUUCUACACAUAGAUUAAAUCCGCAUGAUCCAAUAUACUAAUCCAGUGUAAAGGCAAUAAUGAUAACAUGAUUUAUAAUGGACUUAUAGGAUUCAUUUUUUAGUGUUAUGUUUUGGCAGUGGUCGUGUACUGUUGCCAAAUAAUUAUAAUGUUUUAUUUACGCACAUUAACUUUGAUAUUAUGAUUUAUUUGUGUUCAAACUAUUUUGUGUGGGAUUUAUUUGUUUGACUAUUGAUCUGAAUGUAUUGUGUGUGACAUUUGGACUUGAAUACCUCCUAGUUACUAGUUGCGUGAGUAUCAAACUGUUCAGCAUUAGGAUUUUAAGAUAAGACUGUACGACAUAUUGCCACGCCCUGUUCCCAUAACACUAGAUUGGAAGCUGAUGGAUGAACAGCGUGUUGGUUCUAGCAGUACAGCUUUGGUCUUAAUUGAGUAUUGUGCGUUCCCUAUGUUGCACCUUCUUUCUUAAGCGAGAGUCAGAGAUAUGACUUGCAUCCACCUCUGCUACACGUUGAAGUAGGCUAAUGAAGGCACCUGUGCUGUAGUAUGGGUGUAUCUAAUCGCGGUGUGGUAUGAGCGUAUCUAAUUCUUAGUGUGGUCCUCCUUCUUUGAAUCACCUUCUCUCUGCUUGUAUUUUAACUGGAAAGGCUUACGAUGCAUGUGUAAAGUCUAAGCGGGGCUGGCAUGCAUGUGUGAGCCCGUGGGUGAUGUUCAGAAGAGCACCUUCUGCUCUGUACUCAUACCUCAGAAUGCACGGCCUGGCUCUCGUUUGGGGGGAAGGGGUCCUCUGCACACUCUUUCCUUCCCUAAAAAGCAGGACGUGUUGACUGCUGUCUACUAAUGAGCAGUGCUGCCUGAACCAUUCUGCGAACUCUCCCGUAUUUUAAUUGCCUCCAAUGUUCUACAUUUUCCAGAGCAUUUCUCCACACCUUGAAUCUCCCUCGUGAAUAAAAGUCCCGUGCAUGGAGAACACAUAAUAAACUAAGACUUCAUUUGCCCAUGCUACUAGUGCUACUAGAAUAAGCAGUCAUCUACAUGUAGCACUGAUUUCGUCAGUAACUGAACAUCUGGAGGGGCUUUGAAUGAUGCACUGAAGCCAAUGUAUAACAAAUGGGAGAGAAAAUGUCACCCUGGCCUGAAGCAAUGAGGUAGCAUAUAUUUGGUCUUAUCUUUGAAUCAAAAUGUGCUAUGCUUUUUAAUUGAAUCGGCAUGCUUUAAAAAAGAAUCUUGGUGGGAAUGUAUAGCACUGCUCUCCCUGGCGCAGUAAUUAUUACAUUUCUGUGAAAUGCAUUUGGAAAAUAUUUAUUACAUUUGAUUUCCCGACAGAUACGUGUUGCAAAGGAGAAUUAUGUUAAGCCAAAAAAAGGUACAAUGUGGUUCUGUUGAAAAGCCUCCAUUUAUUUUGCUCUUAGUGUAAAUAGAUUGCCUGAUCCUCAUUAAAACAAUGAUUCAAAAUGUUAAA